Aspergillus fumigatus Af293 is the source of this 333-nucleotide messenger RNA. RefSeq lists its product as uncharacterized. The coding region runs from base 1 to 333 and encodes 110 amino acids. The transcript has a single exon. Lineage: Eukaryota; Fungi; Ascomycota; Eurotiomycetes; Eurotiales; Aspergillaceae. The record is from RefSeq and is a predicted model, not a curated record.
AUGCGAGGCAAGAAUACGGGCAAGCAGCGCCGAUCCAUCAAGAAGCAACAGACUGUCGCAGAACUCAAGCACCUUUUCGAUGCUCCAGGACGUGGAUCUGUGAUGCCGCGUCAGGUGCUCUGGGGCGACCUGUGUCUGACUGCGUUCCCCCAUGAGCUCAACUCCGAGUCCACGGCCCCCAUGCAUCGGUAUAUACUACUUUCAAUUAUUCGCAUCCCCUUGCCUCUAACACUGGAGUCACAACGUUCUUUGACAUUAGUGAAGCGCUGUUUCCGCCGCAGUUCUGUACUAAGUUCAACAUUAUACAGUCGAUUGGGGUCAACUACAUUCUAA